UCAGAGUUCAGACAGGGUUAGAGUCACAGCGAGAAGAGGGGGAGAGAUGGGUGAGGAGAAGAGGCAUCAGAUGAUGCAGAAUCUUUUUGGUGAUCAAUCCGAAGAGGAAGAGGAGGAAGAGGAGGUCGAUUCCGAGCAUGAAUCGAACCGACGACCCGAUUAUCUAUCCGAUGAAGGAGAGGGUGGAGGAGAGCUUGAAGGCGAAGGUGAAGUUGAGGGGCAAGGGGAGGCAGAAGUGGAGAGUGAUGUGGAACUGCAUGAUGUAGAACCUGAUCCUGGGGAGAGUGAGGGUGAGAGGGCUCAAAGUUCUCCAGAAAGAGAUGUCAGUGAUCAAAGGGCAGAGAGUGAAGGAAAAGAAGCUGACAGUGAUGAACAAGAAGAGUAUGGCCAGAGAGUAGUAACUAGCCGGAGAAGGGAAGUUAUUGAUAGUGAAUCAGAGAGAUCUGAAAACCAGUAUGUGGAUAACGAAGAUGAGGAGGUUGAUCAGGCUAGAAGACCAAGUAGGUCACCUAGUGAGGAAAAAGGAGAGACACACAUUUCACAAUCAGCGGCUGAGAUCCGUGAUGUCUUUGGUGAUUCUGAUGAGGAAGAACCAGCAGAAUAUGCAAUCCAAAAUAACCUCGAGCCAGAGUCACCGAUGAGUGUGAGAUCACCUGUCGAAGAGGAAGGAAGCUAUGACAAGAAUUUGAGGCCAGAAGAUGUAGUGCCAGAUGAAGAUGCCCAGUAUGAAUCAGAAGAGGAUAACAUUGAGCAGAAAACUAAAGAAAAACCAGUUGGUCCCCCACUGGAGCUAGAGAUCCCCCUGCGACCACCCCCUGGUCAGCCGGAUAAGAUGAACAUGAUCAAAGUUUCUAACAUAAUGGGCGUUGAACCAAAGCCAUUUGAUCCUAAGACAUACGUGGAAGAAGAUAUGUUUGAGACAGAUGAAUCUGGGUCUAAGAAACGUAUCCGCUUGGAAAACAAUAUUGUUCGCUGGAGGAGUGUACGCAAUCCAGAUGGAACAACUUCUUAUGAGAGCAAUGCACGCUUUGUAAGGUGGUCAGAUGGCAGUUUGCAGUUGUUAAUUGGCAAUGAAGUUCUGGAUAUAUCAGUGCAAGAUGCGCAGCACGAUCAAGCUCAUCUUUUCCUUCGACAUGGAAAGGGAAUCCUGCAAUCACAAGGGAGGCUUUCAAGGAAGAUGAGGUUUAUGCCAUCAUCCUUGUUGUCAAAUUCUCAUCGGUUAUUAACUGCUCUUGUUGACUCACGACACAAAAAGGUCUACAAGGUUAAGAACUGUGUCACGGACAUUGAUCCAGAAAGGGAGAAGGAGGAGAAAGAAAAGGCUGUAGGUCAAACAAUUAGAGCUAAUGAACUUCUCCAUCGCAAGAGGGAAAAGGUGAGCAGGAAAUAUACACAAACGGUAGAAAGGGGACGUCAACUUUCACCUGGGUUCUUAGAGGAAGCACUUGAUGAGGAUGAGGAUGAUCAUGAACCUCGUCGCUCAGCUGCUCGCCAUCGCUUUGAGGAAGACCUGGAAGUUGAAGCACAAGCUGAGAAGCGCAUUAUGAAUGCGAAACGGCAGUCACAGGUUCACAAAGACAUCCCUCGGAAAUCAUCCUUCCAAUCAAUUCGAUCCUCUCGGCGUCCUGUUGAUUUCUCUGACAGUGAGAGAGAGGAGUCUGAGUAUGAAAGUGAUGAGGAUGAAGGUGAGAAGUCUCCUCCACAUAAGAGGGAAGAGGAGCCAGAGCAUGAAGAUGAAGAAGAGGAAGAACAGGAUGAAGAGGACACAGGUGCAAAUGAAGAAUCAGAGGAGGAAGCUGAGGAACCAAGGCAAAGGAGUAGGGAAUCUGGGGGUGGCCUCAAGCGCAAGGAGAUUGAAUCGGAUGUAGAGUCUCCUCCUAGAAAGGCGACGACCCAUCGCCGAAUGGCAGUUGUUUUUGAUAGCGAUGAGGAAUGAAAACUACUGUCAGAUGAUAAAUAACAGCAGAGAUGACAUGAAAGAUGAAACCAUACAAUUCUUUUUGGUGUUGGAAUCUUCUUCACCCCGUCAUUGUUGUCAUUUUCAGAUCCAUAGAUAGAUGAAUUAAUCUCUUAUGUUAUAUAUUGAUUUACUCAACAUGUACACUCUUUAGUAGAUAUAUACUGGAAAAUUGAUCUCCCCAGUUUCAAUGGUAAGAACAAAAUUCCAUAUAUGUCCUCGUUUCCCAUGCCUGCUUAUGCAUUGAAAUUGAAAGGACAAGUAGAAGAAAUAAUGAUGCUGGAAAGCUGGUUUGAUACUA
This is a messenger RNA of Telopea speciosissima, 2258 nucleotides long. RefSeq names its product protein LEO1 homolog. The transcript has 12 exons. Gene Ontology annotation, cellular component: nucleus; Cdc73/Paf1 complex. The record is from RefSeq and is a predicted model, not a curated record. Gene Ontology annotation, molecular function: RNA polymerase II C-terminal domain phosphoserine binding. Lineage: Eukaryota; Viridiplantae; Streptophyta; Magnoliopsida; Proteales; Proteaceae. The coding region runs from base 47 to 1936 and encodes 629 amino acids. Gene Ontology annotation, biological process: positive regulation of transcription elongation by RNA polymerase II; transcription elongation by RNA polymerase II.